AUGACAACCACAUUGCACGACAUUGCAUUUAAAGCACGAAGCCAUCCUCGGCACUGCUUUCAGAAUUUAUAUGGAUUACUAAAGACUGAUUUGCUGUAUCAAAGUUGGGGACAGCUAAACAAGCAGGCCGCUUCAGGCAUUGAUGGUAUAACACCCUCAAAGUAUGAAAGUAGUCUGUUCGAAAAUAUUCAACGGUUAGACGAGCAACUCAAAGCAAAACGCUAUCGGGCGAACACCAUCAAACGUGUUUACAUCCCGAAGGCUAAUGGAAAGCAACGACCGCUGGGUUUACCCACGGUCGAUGACAAAGUAGUACAGCAAAGCGUGAGUCAGAUUCUUCAGACUAUCUGGGAAGCUGAUUUUCUACCGAACAGUUAUGGUUAUCGUCCUGCGAAGAGUGCGCAUCAGGCGGUUCACUCACUGGCAUUAAACCUGCAAUACAAAGGUUAUGGUUACAUCGUCGAGGCCGAUAUAAAAGGCUUCUUCGAUCACAUGGAUCAUGAUUGGCUGGUGAAAAUGCUGGAGCAACGAAUCGAUGAUAAAGCACUGCUGACACUGAUCAAACAAUGGCUCAAAGCACGGGUGAAGUCACCCGAUGGUAGAGUUCAACGUUCAACAUCCGGUACGCCGCAAGGUGGAGUUAUUAGUCCGGUGCUGGCGAAUAUCUAUCUGCAUUAUGUGCUUGAUCUAUGGUUUGAAAAGCAGGUGAAACCCAGACUGCAAGGUCGAGCGAUGCUGAUCCGUUAUGCGGAUGACUUUGUGAUAGCUUUUCAAUUUCAGCGUGAAGCUGAGCGUUUCUAUCGGGUGUUACCGAAACGACUCAAUAAAUUUGGGUUGUCAGUAGCGGAAGAUAAAACGCGGCUGAUGCGUUUCAGUCGUUUCCGACCGGGGAGAAAGCACAGCUUUCAGUUCUUGGGCACCACCGAGGGUGACGAAACGUCAUGUUCUGGUGGAUUGGUAUUAGUGCUUUACACGGGCAUUUGUAUAACUGAGGAGCCGGAUGCGGUAAUUCCGCACGUCCGGAUCUGUGUGGGGACGGCUCAG
Priapulus caudatus is the source of this 1044-nucleotide messenger RNA. RefSeq lists its product as uncharacterized. The transcript has 2 exons. NCBI's taxonomy places the organism in Eukaryota, Metazoa, Priapulida, Priapulimorpha, Priapulimorphida, Priapulidae. The annotation marks the transcript as partial. The record is from RefSeq and is a predicted model, not a curated record.